AUGAUCGUUAAGCUCCUGAAUUAUCACCACUUGCACCACCUUAUUCCAGGCUCAACACAAAACUCAAAAGCAGAUGUCACUGCGAAGACGAGGAAGGAGAAAGUUCUCAACCCUGAUAGUUCUAACAAGGAAGAUCUGAGCUUAAGCAAGUUCGCGAACCUUCGCUGUGAUGAUGAUCCGGAGCUGAGCAUGUUGAGAAGCAUAGCGGGUGAUAGCUUGCGUAGUUGGGAUGCUACUCCUAGCAGGCUUGCUCGUCUCCGUGAGCAUGAGUACGAGGAUCAGUCCGACAACGAACAAACGACUGAAAGCGUAUGGAAGGGCUACAGUGAUGUUAAUAGCGACGUUUGGAAGUACCUGCAGAUCGUGUCAGAUGUCAUAAAUAACCCAAACAGCAGAACAGAUUUCCAAACAUCAAUGAACAUAGCCCUUAUAUUGCUUGCUAUACUCGAUCCUUUAUUAUCUGAACCACCGAGAAGCGGUUGUACUCCAUUGGAAAGCUCCAUAGUAGAUAAACUUCUUACACUUGAAAUAUCAAGCGUUUGCUUCUACGAUCUGUGGAUUGCAGCAUACAAUCUGUACUAUAUUACAAAAGUUAUUGACUCGGAUCCAGCAAGUUCGUAA
Molecule: messenger RNA, 621 nt
Organism: Cylicocyclus nassatus
Lineage: Eukaryota; Metazoa; Nematoda; Chromadorea; Rhabditida; Strongylidae
Source: the annotation of a GenBank genome assembly